AUGAGUGGUAGUUAUGGCAAUGUUUGUGAUUCAAAUUUAGAAACAGUUCGAAUUAUUGUACGUGAUGAAGAUUUUGAACUAUCUUGUUCACUAUAUAAAACAUUAAUUGAACGUUCAUCGAUAACAACACGUUUCAUACCAGUUAAUCAAAAACAAUCUGAAGAAAAAUCGCACACAUUUACAUUGAAUAACGUUGAUCCUCGAAUAUUUAAUUCAUAUUUGUUAUAUUUACAAACAAGUUAUUUAAUUCGUCCAGAUGAAAUUACACAAAAUGAACUAAAUGAUGGUUUAAUACAAUGUGGAGCUUCUGUAUCAUUACUAACAAAUUGUAAUCGAAUUGAACCCAUUGAUUCCAUUAGUUAUCCAGAACGAUAUUGUCUAACAAUUUUAAGUAUAAAAGAAAAUUAUUUGAAAUUAAUUAGAGUACUAUUAGCUAUUUUAUUUCUACUGGAAAUCUGGGGUCUCUCUCUUGAUCUAUAUCGUCAAAUUAUAUUGUGGUAUAAUUUGAAAGUAGUCUCAUAUUCCAACUUCAUCAUUGUUUUCAUUUAUAUUAUUGACAGCGGACUGUUUUGUCUGACAGCAAUAGAAUUGUAUAUACAAUGGAAAAAUUGUAAACAUUGGAGACUGUUAUUAAAGAAUCCAUGUUUAGCUGCUGAUAUUCUAUCAUGUUUAGGUACAUUUAUAUACUUCGUCGAUCAACGUCCAAUUACAACAAUCUAUCGUCAAAAUAUCUUAUGGUCUAUUAUUCAUUUAUGUCGUUCAUUACGUUUAGCUCAAUUUGGAUUUCGUUUAAUUGAUAUUCAAUGGUGUUUAUAUGCCAUUGCUCUCGCCGUAAAAUCAUUUUUCUUAACAACUAUUGCAAUGAUAUGGUUGUUCACACUAUCUGGUACAAUUUUGUAUGCUGUUGCCAUAUUUGAAGGAAGCUGGCAGUAUACAUCAACAUUUCUGACAACUUUAAAUGCACAUGAAACAUUAUGUGGAAUUGGCUAUAGAACAAAUCCUCCUAUGACAUUUGGUGCAAGAACUUAUACAAUCAUUAGUAUCUAUUUUCUAUCAUUUAUCGGACAAUUAAUAAUAUCAUGGUUACAAACAAAAGUAAGAAUGAAAUGGAUGAAGAUAUUAAAUAUACAAUAA
Molecule: messenger RNA, 1134 nt
Organism: Didymodactylos carnosus
Lineage: Eukaryota; Metazoa; Rotifera; Eurotatoria; Philodinida; Philodinidae
Source: the annotation of a GenBank genome assembly